Macrosteles quadrilineatus (aster leafhopper) is the source of this 7397-nucleotide messenger RNA. RefSeq names its product serine/arginine repetitive matrix protein 2-like. Gene Ontology annotation, molecular function: nucleic acid binding; zinc ion binding. Gene Ontology annotation, cellular component: nucleoplasm. NCBI's taxonomy places the organism in Eukaryota, Metazoa, Arthropoda, Insecta, Hemiptera, Cicadellidae. Gene Ontology annotation, biological process: negative regulation of DNA-templated transcription; positive regulation of DNA-templated transcription. The record is from RefSeq and is a predicted model, not a curated record. The coding region runs from base 225 to 7049 and encodes 2274 amino acids. The transcript has 13 exons.
GUAACAUUGUUGUUGAUGAUACCUUUGUGAAAGAAAGCUGGAAGAUGAGAGUUAAUUUAAUUUACGUUGGAAUCGGAUACGUCCUUGUAUACUAGUUUAUGUGUUAGAAGUUUAUAAUGUAGUGUAAAGGUUUCGGCCAUGGAAUUUAAUACAUAACACCAACCUAUCCGUGUUUUAUAUUGCUGGACUUUGAACCUUAGCCUGGAUACAGAAUAUUAUCAAAGAUGUCAAGAAGGGAGAAGAAAAAGAAGUAUGAUGCAGAAAUCAGGGAAUUAGAAGAACAGUUGCGUGCAGAAGGAAAUGAAGAUGUGUUUUUGGAAAGUGAAAUAUUUGGACAUUAUGAUGAUCUUGAUGCAGAUUUUUUUGAUAUUGAGAUGGAAGCUGGUGGUAGCAAACAAGAUGGGUUAAAGAGAAAACCUGAUCCCAAGAGAAUUCGGCUUCCACGAGGAAGAGGUCGUGGCUUUAUAAGAGGGAGAGGCAGGGGAUUUCGCCGUCCUUUCAGAGGUGGUUUUAUGGCUUCAUCGAGAGCUCAAGAAGCCCAAUCAUCUAGAAAAACCGACCUUUAUAACGAUGAUGAAGAAGAUUGGUCACGUUAUGUUUCCUCCUCUCUAAAAAAGGGUGAAAAACCAAAUGAAGAACUCCGUAAGGGAAGAAAUUCUUCAAGAGAAAAUAAAACUGCACCAGAAGAAAAAGAUAUGUUUUUCUUCCCGACAGAAAGUUCUGAUAAGAAAUCUGCUCUGAGUAAUGAAAAACAAUCAACAUCUACUGGGGGGAAAGAAAAUGUAUUAGACCCCAAAGAAAAACCCCCUUCUGAUGUAAUGAGCAUUUUUCAAGAACUUCAAGCUAAGUUGUCAUCUGCAGGAUCAAAUAUUCCUGGUAUUGACAUACUUUCAGAGACCUUGAAGAAACUUGAAAAACUAAAUGAACCCAAAAGUGUAACACCUCCUGCUGUUAAAACUGAUGAGUCGUUGUCAUCAUCAACAUCCAAACCUAACACACUUGAAAAAAGACUGAGCUUUUCUUUUGCAAAAUCAUCUAGGAUUCUCACGAGUAAUGCCGAAUUUAUUGAAAGUACUGACAAAAAAAAUUUUGUAGAAGAAAAUGCAAAACAUUUACAAAGUGCUCCUGAAAAAAGCGAGAAGUCAAGAGAAAAAACCUCUCCAUUACGGAAAGUACUUUAUAAACCUCCUCAAGGUAAUGAAAAAAGAGCAGAAUCUCCAAAAAGAGAUGAGAAAACAAAAGACUCACAAAGAAGAGAUGAGAAAAGAAAAGACUCACCAAGAAGAGAUGACAAAAGAAAAGACUCUCCCAGUCAUAGGAAAAGUUCACCGUCAUCAGACAGAAGAAGACACUCCCCUUCAAAACGAGGCAGAUCACCUUCACCCAGAAAGAGAUCACCUUCACCCAGAAAGAGAUCAUCUUCACCCAGAAAGAGAUCAUCUUCACCCAGAAAGAGAUCACCUUCACCUUACUCCCGAAAAAGACAUGAUUCAAGCUCACCACACCGGCGAAGACGCAGGUCUGGCUCCCGUUCUCCCCAUCAUCGGCAUGAAUCUGACAGGUAUUACAAGCGGAGACGAAGCAGAAGCCGAAGCAGGAGUCGUUCCCCUCGGAGAGGUUAUAGGAGGUCCAGCAGAUCACCUCACAGAAGAUACGGCUCUCCACACAGAGGGUAUGGCAGAAGAAGAGGAAGGUCUCAAACUCCAAUAUCAUUGUCUCCAUCACCCGGACGACAACCUGGUGAAAAUGAAUGGAUGAGAUCUCAAUCUCAAGUUGAUCCUCUAGCUCAAGCUCAGCCUGGACCUCCUGGUGGAGAUACAUCGGAUGUGUACGCAGAAAAUAACUACCAGAUACCAGUGACUAUGCCGCCCCAAGAGAUGAUGCCCCCCCAAGAGAUGAUGCCGCCCCGUGAGAGGAUGCCCCCCCAAGAGAGGAUGCCGCCCCGUGAGAUGAUGCCGCCCCAGUUUGACCGAAGUCGCCCCCCGGGAUUUCCAUUUUCUGGUCCCCCGCCCUCACAGUUUCCUCCUCAACCCUACUAUCCUCCAAUGAUGCAUCCACCCCCUGGACCCGGGGCUAUACCCAUCAUACACAAUUCAAUCCCCUUGAAACUACCUCGGCCAUCUUUGCCCGAAGUACCAGCACAAUCCAAUGUGAUUUCACUUGUUGAACCUCACAUGCCUUCAGCACAUAACAACCCCUCUAGUGGUCCAGGUUGGAAUGAAGGACCACCGAGUUACACAGAGGCGACACAUACUCAGCCUCAUCCUAAUGUUCAACAGAAUUUCCCUACAAGAAAAGAAAUGGAAGAAUCCAAGAAGAAAGCUGUGGAGAACGAGAUGAAACAACAUAAACUGAUGUUGAUGAAACAAAGGAAAGAAUAUAUCGGAAAACAAAAUGUCCUAAAGGCGGAUUUGGAGAAGUUGAUGAAACAGAAACGAGAGCUUUUAGCGGAGAAACGGACGGACAAUGAACCAAUCAUACAGAAAAAUAGCGAACUGCAGGGGGAACUACAGAGCAAGCUCAAAGCGGUUGCGAAUGUGAUAGACAUGUUGACAGGAAUAAUCGGGGAAGAAGUUAUCGAAGACAUUUCAACUCCUUCACCAAAGCGGUCAGCCUCGCCUAGUGUGGAGCGUAUAGGGACAUUACCAGCACAACCAACACGCAAGGAGAAGGUUAAUCUUAGGCCUGGACGGCAAACUGAAAAUGUCACUUGUGUAAUAGCUCUUGACUCACCGCCGAGAUCUACUUGGCAGACCAAUCCUCCGCCAGUGAACGACCAACCUCCCGGGGAACAGAUGCCGGAGAUUCCAUCAUGGUGGCUGAAGCCUCAGGAGUCCAGACCUCAUGAACAGCAGAAUAAGUUAAUGUCAAUACCAGGGCUGGGUAUGGACGACUCACUCAUCCCUGAGCCAGAGUUCAAGAGGUUUAGGCAAGAGCCACCUUUGAAACCUGCUGAACCGAUAAAGGAGAAAGUUGAACCACUCAAGAUGGAACCUCCUGCCUUUCAUCCACCGCUGGAGCUUCCGAAGUUGGAUAUACCGAUACUUGUAAAACCGAGAUUACCUAUUCAGGACAUGAAAGUUCAAAGUCCGAUAAGUCCUAAGGUUGGAAGACCAAUGACUCCUCCUCCUCCACCAGCAGUUGUAAAAACAGAGACUGCAACUGAAAUAAAGGAGGAGGAAAAGUUCAAUAUUAUCCAUUUUGAUCCGGAACUUCACUGGUGCAGAGUGUGCAAUGUUUUUCCUCGCACAGCCAAGGAGUUUUUGAACCACUUGCACGCUCCUGAACAUAAACAGUACCUUGCCGAUCGGAAACUGGUGGAUCUGCCUUGGCACAACAAGCAAGUCGAAGAGAAAACCUCUGUGCCUAAAGAUGCUCCUACGAAGAGAGUUCCAAUCAAAGGGCUCCAGUUCUUUGUAUCUGCCACGGCCUGGUAUUGCAAGCUCUGUGAUACAUGGAUUGGAGAUCUUCAUUGUGCAUCUGUACAUCUCAAGUCACCUCUUCACUCUCAAAAAUUUGCUGAAUUCACUGAACGGAAUCCUCACUGGGAAAACGAUUGGCUGGCCAAAAGGGCCCGUGCUCAUGAACAAUGGGCUGAAGACAGGAGUCGGAUAGAGGCAAAUAGGGAGUUGAUAAAUAAACAGUUGACUAGUGAAACUUCCAAUUCUCCUUCACAACAUGGUCAACAGAGUAGUGAUCCACUGAAAACUUCUUUAAAGUCAGACAAGUCUAAAUUAGUGAAAACUGCAAGUGAGCAGUUAAUGUCUGCGUUAAAAGACGAAAAGAGCCACUCGAAAGAGGCAAUCAAUAAGAGGAAGAAAAGAAGCAAGUCAAGUUCAUCUAGUUCCAGCUCAAGUUCAAGCUCGUCUAGUAGUACGUCAUCAGAAAAAAAUGAAAAAUCAGAUCAACAAAGAAUUAGAAAGCAAAAUAAUAGAGAGCGAAACAGAAGUAAAGAAAUUGAAAAAAGUACUAGAGUGGGUGUAAAAAAUAAGGAAAGAGAUGUUGAACCAAAGUCAGAUAAAAUAACUGAAGUACCAAAGGUAAAAAGCAAAUGGGAUUCACCUGAAAAAGAAUCGGCGAAGAACAUUGGAGGAACAAGUUCAUCGGCUGAUGAUAAAAUGCUUAGAGAAUGGAUGGAAGUCAGCAAACUUAACCCAGAUCAAGAAAUUUUGAAUCAGUUGUCAGAUAGAUUGAAACUCAAACAGCAAAUUGAUAAAUCUAUUGAAAAAUUAAAAGAGCUUGAAAGGCAAAAAUCAUUACGUGAACAAAGACUGAAAAAUCGACAUGAAAGUAGAAGAAGAACUGUUGGUAGUCUUGAAAGGAAAAAACCAGACAGAUUUAAUAAAAAUCAGGGCACUUUACACAGGUAUGAUAAGAAAAAUGUUAAAUCUGAAAGAGAAUACAGUAAAAGCAAGCAAACUUCUAAUAAGCGAAACACUAAAACACCAGAAAGAGACAGUAAAAAAGAUUCUAAGGAUUCUAAAGCCAAACACGAGGUUAGUAAGCAAAAACUUGACAGUCUGAAGUCCAAAUCAGAUUCUACUAAAACAAAAAUUGAUGAAAGUAAGUUGAGUGAGGAAAUUGAUGAGAAAUCCAAAGAAGAACCUAAAUUAUCUAAAACUAAAGCGGAUAAACCCCGCAAAGGAAUGUGGGUUCCAUCUAAAGGAAUUUUCGGUGAGGAUGAAGACAGUUCUGAUAGCGAAGAAGAAAAAUCUGAUAAGCCUGUUGUUCCCAAUUUUCAAAAGAAAGAGAAAAAAGUGAUCUCUAUCAAUGUCUCCAAAACAAAACUUCCUUUUAUAGGAAAGAUGCCUUUCAUGUCUAAAAUAGGUCCCACUAAAAAGCCAGAUGAUAUUUACUCUGAUAUUGACAGUAAAGAUGUAAAACCAAACACAGAAGAAUCACAAAAUAAUGCUGGCAUUGAUGAAAAGAUAUCUGAACAAAAUAUUUGUAGUCAGGCUCCUAAAAAUGAUUUAAUUAUCUCAGCUUCACCCAAAACAAAUGAAGAUACUUCAAAGUUAUCUUCAACCCCUAUGGUGUCCAAAGUUAAUAUCAAGGAAAUUCAAAAUAAUUCUGUUUCCUUAAGCUCAGAAGUUCAAGAUAAAAGUAAACCAUCUGAACUAAACAAAGAAUCUAUUGUGCCAAAAUCAACACUGAUGUUGUCUAAAACUCCCUCGCUGUCACAGAGAAUAGCAGAAGCUCAGAGUAAAGCCAGAAAAAUGAUUGAAGCAGCAACAAUUAAAGCAAAAACUGAGCAACAGACUGAUGGUCCUGUCGAUAUGGAAAUCGACGAUGAUGACAAACCAGAAGAAUCUCUGCCAGAAGAGUUUCAGCAAACAUUGCAGUUACUAUUUCCCACUGAGAAACCAGGAUCACACAUAAUAGAGGAAGUUAAUGAAAUAACUCAAUCCGAAAACAAUGAUCAUUUACAAAAAGGAGAUGCUAUUCAAACUAACGUAAGUGACAAGUUGGCAACAAUUAAUGAAAUUCAACUUCCCAGUACAACACAAGUUGGCCUUUCAGUUCAAAAUAUUAUGUUGCCUGCCGACACAAACCAUGAUCAAACUUCCAAAAUGGGCCCUGACAUAGGAACAGGUUCAGUGCAUCAUCCUCAAAUUGGAAAUAGUGAAAGGCAAAUGGGUCCAGGCCCAAUAAACUCAGCGUCUAUAGGUGCUGGACAAAUGGAUAAUAGAGUUAUUGGCCCAGGUCAGAUUGAUAAUAGAAUAAUGGGUCCUAACCCAAUGAAUGAUAGAAUGAUGGGUCCUAAUCCAAUAAAUAUUGGGCCAAUGGGUCCUGGUCCAAUGAAUAAUAGACAAAUGGGCCCAAGCCCAAUGGAUGGUAGGCAAAUGGGUCCUGGUCCAAUGGGAAACAUACCAACAGGUCCUGGUCUAAUGGACAAUAGACAAAUGGGACCAGGCUCAAUGAUUUCUGGCCCAAUGGGUAAUAGACAAAUGGGUCCUGGACCAAUGGAAAACAGACAGAUGGGUCAUGGACCAAUGGGACCAGGGCAAAUGGGUCCAGGACCAAUGGGACAACGGCAAAUGGGUCCAGGACCAAUGGGACCACGUCAAAUGGGUCCAGGACCAAUGGGACCACGGCAAAUGGGUCCAGGACCAAUGGGGCCUGGCCCAAUGGAGAAUAGGCAGAUGGGUCCAGGGCCAAUGGAGGGUAGGCAAAUGGGUCCAGGUCCGAUGGGGCCUGGACCGAUGGAUAACAGGCAAAUGGGUCAAGGGCCAAUGGGACCAGGGCAGAUGGAUCAAGGUCCAAUGGGACCAGGGCAAAUGGGUCCAAGACCAAUGGGGCCUGGACCAAUGGAUAAUAGACAGAUGGGUCAAGGCCCAAUGGGACCAGGUCCAAUGGGGCCUGGACCAAUGGAUAACCGGCAGAUGGGUCCAGGGCCAAUGGAUAACAGGCAGAUGGGUCCAGGGCCAAUGGAUAACAGGCAGAUGGGUCCAGGGCCAAUGGAGGGUAGACAAAUGGGUCCAGGUCCGAUGGGGCCUGGACCAAUGGAUAACAGGCAAAUGGGUCAAGGUCCAAUAGGACCAGGGCCAAUGGGUCCAAGACCAAUGGGUCCUGGACCAAUGGAUAAUAGGCAGAUGGGUCCAGGACCAAUGGGACCAGGGCAAAUGGGUCCAAGACCAAUGGGACCACGGCAAAUGGGUCCAGGACCAAUGGGACCACGGCAAAUGGGUCCAGGACCAAUGGGACCACGGCAAAUGGGUCCAGGCCCAAUGGGGCCUGGGGGGCCAGGAAUGAGACCAAUGGGGCCAGGGCCUCGGGGUGCCCCUCCACCCCCACCACCAAGGUUUCCUGUAGGUCCACAACCAGACAGUUCUAACGAUGAAUUUAAGAAGAAAAACCCUCCGUCACAGAAAAAACGUCAACUAAUGAAAAAGCGGAGAGAAGAACUAGAAUCUAAACUUCAGCACUUGCAGCAACUUGCUAAUAAGCAAAAAUCAGCAAAAGAAGAAGAGGAGAAGAAAAAGGCCCGAGAUGAAUUGGCAAUGCUUGGAAUUGAUGAAGAUGAUUUGGCAGCACAAAAGCUAAAUUAAAUUUUGUUAGUGUACGAUCAAUGCAUUUUGUGUCUUGCAUAGCUGAACUUUGAAUGCUUUGUCAGUUCCUAAAGGUUGUAUAAGUACCCCUUUAUACAUCUGACUAACUGUAUUUUUACAGUUUCUUUGUAAUAAUGCCGUUUAAUAUUUUACGUAAAUAUUGUUUAUGGUUUUAUCCUGUAAUCUUUUGUGAAUAAUUCAUUUAGCCUUAUAGGUUCUUUGUUAGAUUAACCCCUGAAAGUGGCUUUAGUUUUGAACUGCCCCCAGUAUCGUGUAUAUGUCUGUAAAAUCUGAUUUAGGUUAGUCUUAGAAUCUUAUUAUCUUUAUUAAUAAAACAAAAUAAAAUUC